Entelurus aequoreus (snake pipefish) is the source of this 3255-nucleotide messenger RNA. RefSeq names its product formin binding protein 1-like (gene fnbp1l). The transcript has 17 exons. Gene Ontology annotation, molecular function: protein binding. The record is from RefSeq and is a predicted model, not a curated record. Gene Ontology annotation, biological process: signal transduction. The coding region runs from base 181 to 2163 and encodes 660 amino acids. NCBI's taxonomy places the organism in Eukaryota, Metazoa, Chordata, Actinopteri, Syngnathiformes, Syngnathidae.
AAAAAGUAGAAUUAGUGCACCUGUACAGUGUACACUGUGAUUUAUACCAACGAUAAUGCAUCGAUACUGUCGAUAUGUGGGUUUUUAGGGGUCAAUCCAAAUAAACAAACGUAAACUGGCAAAAGAUCGAUCCCAUGAAGCUGGUAUCGACCCAAAUCCCCGAUACCACCCGUGUUGUCGAUGUUGGGAUCGACACGCCCACCUCCAGCAGACAAGCUCCAAGAGCUCCGCGGCAGUUUGAGGAGAACCCGAGCGGGGAAAAACUGCGUCCGAUCCCGGAGAACUCAGAACGGGCGAACCACGAUGAGUUGGGGAACGGAGCUCUGGGAUCAGUUCGACAAUCUAGACAAACACACUCAGUGGGGAAUCGACUUCCUGGACCGAUAUGCAAAGUUCGUCAAGGAAAGGUUGGACAUUGAGCAAAAUUACGCCAAGCAGCUACGGAACUUAGUAAAGAAAUACCUUCCAAAACGCUCUAAGGAGGAGGAACCGAGGUUUACAUCAUGCUUGUCGUUUUACGCCAUACUGACUGAACUCAAUGACUAUGCUGGUCAGAAGGAGGUGGUGGCAGAGGAGAUGGGUCAAAGGGUUUAUGGAGCACUGAUGAAGUACAGUCAGGACCUCAAAGCAGACCGGAAACAUCAUCUGCAAGAGGGCAGGAAGGCUCAGCAGUUUUUGGAUCAUUGCUGGAAACAGAUGGACAAUAGUAAAAAGAAAUUUGAGAGAGAAUGUAAGGAAGCAGAGAAAUCCCAGGUGUCCUACGAGCGGUUAGACAAUGACAUCAAUGCCACAAAAUCCGACGUUGAGAAGGCCAAAGCCCAGUUUUACCUGCGAACUCACAUGGCUGAUGAGAGUAAAAACGAAUAUGCUGCCCAGCUGCAGAACUUCAAUGCGGAGCAGUGGAAACAUUUUAACAACGCCAUACCACACAUCUUUAAGAAUCUGCAAGAUAUGGAUCAGCGUCGGACCGUAAAGCUUGGGGAGACGUACCGAAGUUUUGCCGAAGCGGAACGAAGAGUCGUUCCUAUCAUUUCGAAGUGCUUAGAUGGAAUGGUUUCAGCGGCCAAAGCUGUUGAUGACAAGAAGGAUUCGGCAAUCGUCGUGGAGUCCUUUAAGUCUGGCUUUGACCCUCCUGGCGAUUUCCCUUUUGAAGACUUCAGUCAGAAUCUAAGUAGAACAGGGUCAGAUGGGACCAUCAGCAGUAAUACGCCCAAAGGAGACAGGGAUGCGGCCCCGGGGCCACGACCAGACCCAAGACACACAAUAAGCAAAGCCAAGAACAAACUCUGGCUCUUUGGCAAGAAACCAAAGUCCCCUACUUCCUCUCCUCCUCCACCACCUCCCUCCUCCUCCUCGUCCCGCCCACGAUCCUCACAACUUUUCCCUCCAAACCGGUUCAGCUCUGACCGAGUGACACAAUAUCUGUCUGAGAUAAAGACGACAGUACCCAGAAUCCCCCAGAACUUGAAAGGCCUGAGAAGAGGGGCCCCAUCGGUGGAGGACUACAGCCACUUACCCCCUGAGCAGAGGAGGAAGAGGUUGCAGCAGAGAAUUGACGAACUCAAUAAAGAGCUCCAGAAAGAGAUAGAUCAGAGAGAUGCCUUGAACAAAAUGAAGGACGUGUAUGAAAAAAAUCCACAGAUGGGAGACCCUAACAGCCUGCAGCCUAAAAUAUCAGAGACUAUGUGCAACAUGGAAAGGCUCCGUUCUGAAAUCCACAGACAUGAGACUUGGUUAUCUGAGGUGGAGGGAAAGCAGAGCUCCAGAGACAGGAGGCACAGUGCUGACAACCACCAUCACACUCCUCAAGGCAGAGAGAGCCCUGAAGGCAGUUAUACGGAAGACACCAGUCAGGAGCAUCACUCACCUCAAUUCCACUCCAGUCCCCCUCAGCCCGGACAGCCCAAUGCUGACCCCCUCGAGUUUGAUGAUGAAUUUGAUGACGAUGACCCGCUGCCGGUUAUUGGACACUGCAAAGCUUUGUACGGCUUUGACGGUCAGAAUGAGGGAACCUUAGUCAUGGCAGAAGACGAGGUCCUAUAUAUCAUUGAGGAGGAUAAAGGUGACGGCUGGACGAGGGCCAGGAAGCAGAGUGGCGAGGAAGGUUAUGUCCCCACCACCUAUGUAGAGAUCACCAUGGAGAAGAACUGCAAAGGUUCCUGAGGGCUGCAGGGUGGCCAGGCGAUUUGAUUUGGCCGGUGGAGGGCUCUUGCUGAUUGCUGAAUUUUGGUGGUGGGGGUGAGCACGAGAGAGACGAGAAAAGGAGAGAGGUAGCGAGGGGAACUAGACGAGCAAGUUUGCAUGUCUGCAUGCUCACACGUACAUUUCCAAUGCAGCAUUCUGGCUUUUGAAAGCUUGUCGGCUGAAUUAGUGAAAUAGUGUCGGAGGUCCUACCUAACUCCACGGGACUUCUGUAAAGCCGGUUUAAAAAAAACAAGUUACUGAGUCUGCAUAGUAUUCUUUGAUUGGCAAGAGAAAGUUAAGGUACACAGAAAAGCUGUAAACUAAUAGUAAGCGGAAAGAUGCUGUUUUGAUGCUCUAUUUUUGCAUUCUAGCUAUUCUAUACUUGAGUUGGAUACAAAAGUCCCAACAAAUCUUUACUAAUUCUCAGGCUGUUUUUUUAACCCUAAUAUAUUUUUGUUUAGCAUUUAAAAAAAAAAAAAAAAAAGAAUUAUAAAAGAAAACACGUUUAAUAUAUUGCAAGGUUAGUAAAGCUUUGAGCAUUUGCUGCCACUAACAAACAUCAAACUCAUUCCUUAUAUCGUCAUCUGUGCUCUGUUGGUGAUGCCUGCCCUGUCUGAGCCACUCUGGUCCUCACGCCCGCCUCCUAAGUCGCAUGCCCUUAACAUGUCAUACAUGUGUGAUUGUUUGCAGCAUGAGUUGUAUGUACCAUCUACCGUCAGCUCACUGCUCCUCUGGCAAGAUAGCAGGACUAUCUUCUUCCACCCCCCCUCUCUCUAUGAUCUUUUAUUUUCCCCCCUCUGGUGUGGCAACUCCACCCUCUAACCAGCAGGUGGCAGACUUUCUUUCCCAAACUGCAUCUGAGUUCUUGAAUAACAGCAAAAGGAUUGCAGUGUUAUUCCCAGCAGACUCUGCCUUAUUUUUGUUUUUUGUACCGGACACUUCAAUUUUCCAUGUUCCUCCCCAUUAAAUCAAUUAUAUUUGUGAAUGUGAUGACCGCGUCACACAUGUACCAAUGAGCAAAACACACAUCAGUGUGUGUACAGUCGUGGUCAAAAGUGUACAUACACUUGU